Symbiodinium sp. CCMP2592 is the source of this 663-nucleotide messenger RNA. NCBI's taxonomy places the organism in Eukaryota, Dinophyceae, Suessiales, Symbiodiniaceae. The record is from the annotation of a GenBank genome assembly.
AUGGUCCCGCCCGGUUUCAUGCUCCAUGGAUUCAUGGAUCAGAACUUGAAUGGUGUCUACGUUCGCAGUCACGAGACGACACCCGGAGACGUGGAAAGGUAUUUUACGUACUGGUGUGUUGCAACCGGUACCUUCGCAUGGUGGCAAGAGAAGAAGCAGCGCUACUGCGUGAGCUUCCCCACAGACCCGAUCCAUGGGAACUUAUGGCAAAGAGUGAAGACAGGAGAAGAAUGGGCUGUGGCCUGGUACCGCCCCAAAUUUGGGCCUGGUCCGGUUGGUGAUAUGGAGGACCGCUGGAUGGAAGUAAACCCGGAAACGGGUGUGCUGGACCUACACCCCAGAGGGGUCAUCACGUACAACAAGCUCGACCGUCCGGAGGUCUUUGCCUACCUGCGGGCGCACUACGGCAGCAUGCCCCCCCCGGAGCCCGCAGACCCACCAGCACUGCGACGGCCGGCGACGAAUCCGUACACGCCGAACUUCAGGACCGGCGGCAACGUCACACCGACAAGUUCGCUCCCUGCAUUGCCUGGCAACACCACGCCACCGGCUAUGUUGGGGGCUCCAGGGACGCCUCCCUGGCGUGAGGGUCGGGAGGAGAGUCCGGCACCAGCCCGUCGAAGCCUGCCUCGGCCGACGAAGCGCCACCGCGCUCUAGGCUAG